Messenger RNA from Anolis sagrei ordinatus, 6208 nucleotides. RefSeq names its product RasGEF domain family member 1A (gene RASGEF1A). The record is from RefSeq and is a predicted model, not a curated record. Gene Ontology annotation, cellular component: plasma membrane. Gene Ontology annotation, biological process: Ras protein signal transduction; positive regulation of GTPase activity. Lineage: Eukaryota; Metazoa; Chordata; Lepidosauria; Squamata; Anolidae. Gene Ontology annotation, molecular function: guanyl-nucleotide exchange factor activity.
CCCACAAAAGGCGAGAAGAGCCAGCGCCGCGUUUGAAUCCGCCAAGGCUUCGCUGCCAGCCAACGGGGAGCCGAGCCAGCUGCCGACGUCGGAGAGGCUCGGGGCGGUGCUUUGCCUUGGCUCCGGUGCAUUGGCGCUGUUUGUUCAGACCCGGGCUGGCGGGAAGAGAAGCCGGAUCGAGAGGCAGAGAGAGAGAGGGAGGGAGGAAGGAGUCUCCUCGCUGUGCCUUCCCUUAGGCGGCAAUGCCUGGCGAAGAAGGGCUUUGACCCGUCUAGAGAGCCACCAGCAGCCUCCCCUCCUCACCCGCUUAUGUACAUACUCCAGAAAACCAUGAGGGAAACUAUGCCCCAGACGCCAAUAUUUUCCAGCAUGCUUGGUUCUGGAUGUAGUGGCCAAGUGCAGCCAGAUACCGGAGAGCGGAGCAGCGAUCCCAUUUAUCAGGAUGGAAAUCUUAUAUCUGGUUCACUGGAGGCCCUGAUUGAGCGCCUGGUACCCACGACUGACUAUUACCCAGAUAGGACAUAUAUCUUCACUUUCCUGCUAAGCUCCCGAGUCUUCAUUCAUCCGCAUGAACUCCUAGCUAAAGUGGGCCAACUUUGCCUUAAACAGAAGCAGCAGCUAGAGACUGGCAUUGAGACAGACAAGGCAAAACUCAAGUCUUUUGCUGCCAAGAUCAUACAGCUCCUCAAGGAAUGGACUGAAACAUUUCCCUAUGACUUCCAGGACGAGAAGUCUAUGAAAGAGCUAAAAGAAAUUGCUCACAGGAUCACACAAUGUGAUGAGGAAAAUGGAACAGUCAAGAAGAUCAUUAGCCAGAUGACACAGAAUCUGCUGAUGAGCCUUGCCGCACGCAAUCAGUUCCAGGAGAUCCGAGAAAAAUUCCGCCAACCAGUGACAGACAAAGGCACAAUCCUUAAAAAUAAGCCUCAGUCAUCACAGAAGGACAUUCUGAGUGUUUGCUGUGAUCCACUAAUACUUGCACAGCAGCUAACACACAUCGAGCUGGAGAGGGUGAGCAAUAUUUAUCCCGAGGACCUCAUGCAAAUAGUCAGCCACGUGGACUCCCUGGAUAAUCACAAGUGCCGAGGUGAUGUUACCAAGACCUACAAUCUGGAAGCCUACGACAACUGGUUUAAUUGUCUCAGUAUGUUGGUUGCUACGGAGAUUUGUAAGGUUGUGAAGAAAAAACAGCGAACAAGAAUAGUGGAAUUUUUUAUUGAUGUGGCCAGAGAGUGUUUCAACAUUGGGAACUUUAAUUCGAUGAUGGCCAUAAUCUCCGGUAUGAACCUAAGUCCUGUGGCACGGUUAAAGAAAACAUGGUCCAAAGUCAAAACAGCCAAAUUUGAUGUUUUAGAGCAUCACAUGGACCCAUCCAGUAACUUCUGUAAUUAUCGAACCGCCCUCCAAGGAGCAGCACAAAGAUCCUUGACAGCACACAGCAGCCGGGAGAAAAUAGUCAUCCCCGUUUUCAACCUUUUCAUUAAAGAUAUCUACUUUCUGCACAAAAUACACACCAACCACUUGCCCAAUGGGCAAAUUAACUUUAAGAAAUUCUGGGAAAUUUCAAGGCAAAUCCAUGACUUUAUCACGUGGAAGCAGGUUGAAUGUCCUUUUGAGAAAGACAGGAAAAUUCAGAGCUAUCUGCUCACAGCACCUAUUUAUAGUGAAGAAGCUUUGUUUAUUGCAUCAUUUGAAAGUGAGGGCCCUGAAAAUCAUAUGGAGAAAGACAGCUGGAAAACACUGAGGACAACUCUCCUCAACAGAGCCUGAAGUGUUCAACAUUGCUGCAAAUUCUAAAGCACACACUACGAACAUUGCUUUUAAAUCAUGAAUGACAUGGUUUGAGAAAGGCCUCACUGGCUGGGGCCUGUUUUGUAUAUACAAUACCUUUUAUGAAUUACAAGAGAAAAAAUGUGCAAACUUUUCCACAUCAACCUUAAGGCACUUAAAAUGAAGGAUAUUGUUGGUUUUUUAAAAAAAACUAUAAGAAAUCAAGGGCAGGACCCUGUUCUCAGAGAUGAAAUGGACUGUGGGGGAGUGGACUUAAUGGUGAUGUCUUAUUGUAAUGGCAUCCAAAUCUUUAUUUUCAUGUUUGAUUACUUCCACCGAAUACAUGAAUACUCUCAGAUGGACUCAACACAAGACCGGUUCAGUGCGCCACCAUGCCUUGAUCCGCCCAACACUUUAUGAAUAUGAUUUCCAUCAUGUGGGACUGACACAUUUGAAAAAACAAGGUUUUCAAAAUCCUACAGAAAUACAAUAACAGUUUGCAGCAUGAGCAGCGCUUGGCUUCACUGAACCACUACACUGACACUGGAACAUGGAGUACCUGUCAACAUACAAUCCCGUUUGGAUCACCUGAUACUGCUUCUCCUGUUCUUUCAUUCUUAUAACAACAAAACAAGGAAUGAAAUCAACUUCUUAGUCACAUCUCAUUAUUCCUUUGUUGCAUCUAAAGGACGAGGUGUUUGCCUAUGAGAGUUCAUAUCAUGGAAUAUUAGGCAUCAAGGUACUGCCGGUUUGCUCUUUUUUUGUUUCAAAGUACUGUAUUUUUCAUUUGCUCUUGUUCUGGAUUUUAUUCUCAUUGUUCUGGGCACCCCACCUCUCUUUUGGAUGCUGCAUUCCUUGCCUCUCUGACUUGUUUUGAGCUCUUAAAAGAAAGAAAAAAACUCUUCUAAGGGUCACUUGAGACAGUUGGAAAAUUUCAGCAGUAUAGCUUUCCCUGGACUGUUCCAGUGUAGAAAGUAAAGGCUGGCAUUUGUUGCAUAUUUGAAUAUACACUUAAUGAGGAAAAAAGCAGCCUGUGGAGAAGACUAAAGGUCCUUUCACACUAUACAGCUGUAGCACUAUGAUCCCCUUUAACUGCCAUUGUUCAGUCUUAUAGAAUCUUAAGAUUUGAUUAGGGAGCAUUACUAGAAAUCUUGGAGAGCUUUAGGGCCCAACUUUGUGUGUGUCAGCAGCAACUUGAGAAACUGCAAGUCACUUCUGGUGUGAGACAAUUGGCCGUUUGCAAGAAUGUUGCACAGGGGACACCCGACUAUUUUACUAUCCUGUGGGAGGCUUCUCUCAUGUCCCCACAUGGGAAGCUGGAGCUGACAGAUAGAAGCUCAUCCUGUCUCGCAGAUUCAAACCGCCAAUCUUCAGGUCAACAGGUUAGCUGGCACAAAGGUUUAACCCACUGCGCCACCGCGGCUCCAACAAAUUUUAAUCACAAGAUUACAUAAAAUAUACUCAUGGCAGUUAAAGAGGAACUGUGAGGAUGUAUUUGCAUAGUGUGAAAGACUCCUCAGACAAAUCUUUCCCACCAGUUUUCCAAUUUUCUGUGGGCACAGGCUUGAAUCCGACAGGUAGGUUACCUAAAAGAGGUUUCUCCUCUCACCCUCUUCAUUGCCACAUAUGAUCCCUCUAAAAACCUUAGGGACCCAGGUUUAUGAACAUUGUGCGAGUGUGUGACAUCCUGUUGUUUGGAAUUGUAAAUUGAGCAUAAGAUGCAUUGAAUGAAGCAAAUGCACACAAGGGAUUUUCUCAGUGGUUUCCCCUAGUCCAGCUGAUACAAUUCAAGAUCCAGCCCAUGACCACUUUCUGGAAAGGCCUUAUUGGGUUAUAGGUGGCUUCAGCUUCAAGCCAGUGUGUUUAUUUUAAUAGGGAAAAUUCAAAUUCCUUUAUGUGCCAGCCCAAGAGGUUUAGGACAGGUCACAUUUCACUAUUUCCUUUUGUCCGUUGCAUAGAAACAGACCCUCCAUUGCAACAAAACAAUCUGGUUGCCCCAAGUUCAGCACAAAGAUCCUUGGUCUCCUUUAGCCUGGCCUUAAAUCACUGUAGCAGCAAGACUGCUCCCCUCUUACAUCAGAAGAUAGUGCCUUACAAGGUAAUGAAAUUAUGUAGUAUACCUUCUUCUUCAACUCUUGAGUUGGAAGCAAACAAAAUAAAAAUAUGGAUGUUUUUAUUAACCAGCUACAGCUUUGUAAAUAAACUGGAAUACAUGGCAUGUGAACUAGAGUAUACCUGUCUCUCUAUCAAGAAUGGUGCAGCCAAACUUAUUUUUGUUACAUGGUUUGACAAGGUAAAAUGGAGCAGUUGGCAGGUCUUUCUUCUCCCCAACCCCGCAGUGCAGUUUGACUAGUUCGUAGGACUCUAGUUUACAUUUGUAUUUUGUUUAUCAGGGAUUUUAAUUGAGAGUGGAACAAGGUGUACAAUUGUCACAAUUUCAGUAAAGGACGAACCAAUCAACGUAUGUCGUAAUUCACAUAUUCUCCUUUGGCUAACUGAAAUCAGCUGGUGGAUGCCAUCUGCAAUGUCACAACAGUAGGCAGUUUUGAAAAGGGUUUUCUUGAAUUUAGGUGAGUUUGGUGAUGAUGGUUAACCUUUCAUACAGUGCCGUGUUUGGAAAGAGUUUUCUGGCUCUUUGCUUGACUUCCAUUCAUAAGCAAAUUGACUAUCACUCAUGGAAAAGUGUUCAUAUGAUAGUUUGUAAGAGCAAUUCCCUCAAUCAGGCUGAAUAAAUUAUUGCAGUUCCAAAUAAUUUAAUAUGAACUCACCUUUCAAUGUCGAACGCUUACUGAAAUGUUGAUCCUGCCAAAAAAAGGUGAUUGGGAUUAAAUGGUUCAUAAAUUAAGUAAUAUUUUUGCGUGAACUGCUUCUAGUCAGGAAAUGUGAAUAAGACUGUCAGUUUUCCAGUGAUUUUUAAUAUGUGCAAGUGUCUCAGCCCAUAUUCAUAGAGCCACCUAGUUAAAAUAAAAAAUGCACGCUCUAUAGAAUUGAAGGGCCUGAUGUUCAAUAAAGCUCUCUUUAAAAUACUUGGCCAAGUCAAAUAAGAUGUUGGAACAAUCUCUAAAGACCACAAUUAGAAACAUAUUCUGAAUUCAAUGAGCAAGCCAUUUUUACUUUGUGUGCACUUAGCCAUAUUAAUUCACUUCUUCGUUUGGUUUCAGGUUUUUACUUUUCUUUAAAAAUUAACUCAACUGGGUUGUUGUAGGCUUUUUCGGGCUAUAUGGCCAUGUUCUAGAGGCAUUAUCUCCUGACGUUUUGCCUGCAUCUAUGGCAAGCAUCCUCAGAGAUAGUGAGGUCUCUGUAUUUCGUUAUUCAGAGUUGAAUUGCUGCAUAUAAAGCUGUACCAUAAAGCAGAAUAUUCUGUGUUUGACUUGAUGUGCUUGCAUUAAUAACGUCAGGAGAAACGUCAGGAGAAAAUGCCUCUAGACCAUGGCCAUAUAGCCCAAAAAAACCUACAACAAUCCAGUGAUUCCGGCCAUGAAAGCCUUCAACAAUACAUUAACUCAACUGUUUCUAUCCAGCUUCUGUUGUUUCUUAAAUCCAGAGACAACCCCUUACCAUUAUUACUACCAUCAAUACAAUCUUUAGAAUAACUGGUAGCUAAACAUUUCCUAAACACCUAUUAAUUUUCUCAGACAAUUAAAACGAGACCUCACGUUGGACCAUGAAUACAUUUAGAUACCUGCAAUUCCACUUUUAAAAUCAAUAUAUGAAAAGCUUUUUCAUGUCCAGCUUUCCCUUGAUUUCUAAUUAAUACAAUCCAUUUUACAACCAAUCUGCUUUGCCAAAGCAUUUUUCUAUUUAUACUAAAAUGGUUCAGGGAACAAAUCAACACAAAUGAGUUAAACAUGGAAAUGAAAUUAAUGCAUACAAGAGGAAACAGACAACCCCACAGUGACAGAGAAUUAGUGGCUUUGAUUAUUUGUGACUUGCUGCUAGUCUUUCCCACGCUGAAGUAUUGAUUUUCAGCCCUGGAGUAAAGAGAAUAUUUAUACUGUAUUAUUACAGUAGGGUUUUUUUGCACUUUUCCGAGAUGUCCUAGCUAGCAAUGUUGUCAAACACUAUGAAAGGGAUUGUAUAUCAGCUUUGUUAAUGUAUUUAAAAUUUACAAAGGGAUGCUUUAACUUUCAGAGGUAUAUAUUUGAAAUGCAAUUCUGAAACAUUUUUGUGUAUGCAUAUUUAAGCAGAAAAAAAGCUUUUACAUGAAUGUGCACUCCAGUGGUCCAUUGGUUCUAGUAUUUACUUGAAAAAGUGCCAUUUCUUCAUGUUUUUUUUUUCUGUUACUAUUUUCUUUUCCUUUGGUUUGAUACAUUCCUUCAACAUCUGUAUUUCGUUAUUCAGAGUUGAAUUGCUGCAUAUAAAGCUGUACCAUAAAGCAGGAUAUUCUGUGUUUGACUUGAUGUGCUUGCAUUAAUAAAACCGAAAUUGCUUCAGCCAG